GGAAGGCUCAGCUUAGAUGUCCUCACUCCCAGAUGCUCACAUCAGAACUCAAAGUCUCUGUUAAGUGCACAUUCCUUGAGCAAGAUGACCUUGAGCAAGCCUCUUCCCUAGACUCCAGGUCUCAAUGGCAAAAUGGAGCUGAUAUAAUAACUCUCCUUUGGAGGCCAAGAAGCAGGGCCUCAGAACCUCUUAAGAAAAUUAAGAAGAGCCAAUAUACAUUGAGCGCCUACAUGAGAAAAUGGUUUUGCUAUUUUAGACGUCACUGCUUCCACUGUCCUCAUUUGACCAGUGAGAAAACUGAGGCCCAGAGGGGUGAAAUGACUGACCAAGGACACACAGCAAAGCAGUGCAGAACUGAAGCCAGAACCCAGGCCCUAGAACUGGGCCUCUGCCUCUUCACCCUGACCAUGCAGCCCAAGCCACAGGAAAAGCCUGCCCUGUGCCUUCUGGGGUGAGUGUCCCUGAAAUCCCCUCCUCAUAUUUUUUACAAACAAGGAAACUGAGGUUUGGAAGCACGAAGCCACCUGCCCAAGGUCACCCAGCCACUCACAUCAGAGCUAGAGAUCCAAGCGGGUCUGACUUCAAGCUCGUGCCCCUGCCUGGUCCCUCACGCAGCCUCCAGAUCUCCCACCUAGCGCUUGGAUGCUGGCGUUUUUCUGAACCUAUCCCAGGCCUCAGCUGGCUCAAAGCAGAAAAAGUUCCUCCUGUAGCCUCUAUCAGAGCCCCUCCCGGUCACCAGCACUUCCCGAGGAACCUCCAGGAUGCCAGAGGCAGGAAGCUGCAGAAGCCCCAGCCCCAAGUUGCCCUCCACGCCUUCCAAGUGAUGCUCGUCCUUGGAGGGGAGGGAGAACAGCUCUCCUUGCCUUCCAAGCGGUUGGCAGAGGCGGCUGCUGCUCCUGCCUGCUGCCUGGCUGAUGGAGAGAUUAUUUCUAAGCCCUUCCCAUUCCCCCCCUCCACCGCUUCUCUUGCAGGACCACACUGGCUGUCCCCGUGGGACUCAGUGCAUAGCCCGCCGCUGAAGCAGGACAGCUGGCCCGGCUCCCUCCCAGCAUGAACCCCUCAAACCCUCACCUCACACAGGAAAAAGGGCUUCUGGGUCCUUUUAUAAAAGCGACCCCACUCUCCCUGGGCUUUUCUGCAGCUGCUGAAGAGAGAGAUACAGAAUGAAUGGACUUCAGGUUUCGGAAGAAAGCAGGCGAAGAAAGGUUGAAAACUAACUCUGCCAGCAACUGCUGUUUUUGGGAUGGUUCUUUGCUUCUCCUUCAUCUCCACCACAAACCCAUCUCUUCCCGGGGCAUCGAGACAUGCGCUCCCCUUGCCCGGCAGGGAAACAGCUGGAAACGGGCUCCCUGAGAAGGGCUGCUCCUUGUUCUCUGGCCCUAUGUUAUAAACGAAGCAAUCACGCAGAAUAGCAGAAUAUCGUGUGGUGAGCAAGUGUAAAAUGCAUAGGCUGUGAUUCAACUCUCUACCGGCUGCUGGAAUCCGACUGGCUCUGAAAUUGAGAGGAACUUUUAUUUCCAUUCAGCUGCUGAGUUUUUCCCUUGAUUGGAGUGCAUCUUGGAAUGACGUCUUCGGCGAUACCCAGAGACAGGGGUCUGCACGCCGGACACCAUCACUUCCGGUCCUGCAGCCCUUGGAGUCAGCUCUUUCCCGGCCCUGUGGAGCCACCAUCCAUCAAGGGCAUUUACUACCGCCGGGCCCGGAAGGUGGGCGCGCUGGAUGCCUCCCCGUCGGGGGACCUGAAGAAGGAGAUGCUGGUCAACGUGGGGGGCAGGAGGUACCUCCUUCCCUGGAGCACGCUGGACGAGUUCCCGCUGAGCCGCCUGAGCAAACUCCGCUUCUGCCGGAGCCACGAGGAGAUCGCGCAGCUCUGCGACGAUUACGACGAGGACAACCAGGAGUUCUUCUUCGAUCGGAGCCCCAGCGCUUUCGGGGUGAUCGUGAGCUUCCUGGCGGCCGGCAAGCUGGUCCUCCUCCGGGAGAUGUGCGUGCUGUCCUUCCAGGAGGAGCUGACCUACUGGGGGAUCGAAGAGGCCAACCUGGAGAAGUGCUGCCUGCGGACCCUGCUGCGGAAGCUGGACGAGCGGGCGGAGCUGCGCAGGGAGGAGGCGGUGCAGCGGCAGAGGGAGGCCAGCCGCCCGGCCGUGCGCACGUCCCGCUGGGGCCUCUUCAUGCACCAGCUGCGGGAGAUGGUGGAAAACCCGCAGUCGGGGCUCCCUGGGAAGGUCUUUGCGUGUCUGUCCAUCCUCUUCGUGGCCACCACGGCCGUCAGCCUGUGUGUCAGCACCAUGCCGGACCUGAGGGCGGAGGAGGACAAGGGGGAGUGCUCGCAGAAGUGCUACUACAUUUUCAUCGUGGAGACCAUCUGCGUGGCCUGGUUUUCCCUGGAGUUCUGCCUGCGCUUUGUCCAGGCCCGGGACAAGUGCCAGUUCUUCCAAGGGCCCCUGAACAUCAUCGACAUCCUGGCCAUCUUCCCCUACUACGUGUCCCUCGCCGUGUCCGACGAGCCGCAGGAGGAUGGCGAGAGGCCGGGCGGGAGCUCCUACCUGGAGAAGGUGGGGCUGGCGCUGCGCGUGCUGCGCGCCCUGCGCAUCCUCUAUGUCAUGCGCCUCGCCCGCCACUCGCUAGGGCUGCAGACGCUGGGUCUCACCGUGCGCCGCUGCACGCGCGAGUUCGGCCUGCUGCUCCUCUUCCUCUGCGUGGCCAUCACCCUCUUCUCCCCGCUGGUGUACGUGGCGGAGAAUGAGUCGGGGCGGGUCCUGGAGUUCACCAGCAUCCCCGCCUCCUAUUGGUGGGCCGUCAUCUCCAUGACGACGGUGGGCUACGGCGACAUGGUCCCCAGCAGCGUGCCGGGCCAGAUGGUGGCCCUCAGCAGCAUCCUGAGCGGAAUCCUUAUCAUGGCCUUCCCGGCCACGUCCAUCUUUCACACUUUCUCGCACUCCUACCUGGAGCUCAAGAAGGAGCAGGAGGAGCUGCAGGCCCGCCUCCGCCGCCUGCAAAGCGCCGCCGCGGCCAGUGAACACGAACGCCUGAACGACCUCAGCGACCUGAUCCUGGAGCGCCCUGCCUUGCCCAUCGCAUACAUUUAACUCAGAAUCCCCUCUGAAUAUGCCAGAACGUCAACCCGCCGCCCUCGGCUGACGUGAGCUCUCGAAGCUACGAGGGGGCUCGAGGCCACAGCUGCUUGGCCGGGUGAUUCUUUGACCCUUCUGGCCCCCGCGGUCCCGGCUGACCUUAUCCAUGUCACGUGUCAUCGCCUCUCUCCCUGCUCCUCAUGGAGCACAUCCACGUUGGCUGGGUUAGGUCUGUCUCCCUCUCAUCUCAUUUCCUUCCCAGAAGAGUCUUCAACAUCCCAGGCUGGGUUCCAGAUGCCCACAGACCCGAGCCUUUUUCCUGGACCAGCCCAUCGCCAGGAACUAGAGGGUCCAGUCACAGCAAAGCCCUUCUGAUUAGAUCUUGCCGUCCAGUCCUUCAGUGGGUUCCAGCCGGGGUCUCCCGCUGCUCACACCAUGGGUGGCAUUUUCCUAACACGGCUGCCUCUCUUCAGCUCUGGAAGCUCCUAGCCCCAAAGGCAGAACUGACCUUUGCAUUAAAUCCCACUGUAGAGGCUGGUGGCCGGCCAUCCCUCCUGACACACCUGGGACCUGGUGUGCCACUUGCCAGCCCAGCAGGCCCUCCUUGGCCACCUGGGCUCUUGGUGGCACAUUCUCCAAUUAUCUGGUCCUUGGCCUUGAUAGAGGCUAACUCUUGCGGGGCCCUGCAUUGUCCCUUAAUUGAACUGUCCUUGCUGCCAAGAACCCCCCAGCAUGGCAGGGACCUCAGCUUUCCACUCUCAGCGAAGCAUCAUAGAAACCAGGGCAGCCUUAGGAUCUGCCCCUUCCCUGCUCCCAGACCCCUUGAUGCUGAGGACAGGCUUCCUCGGCUGAUAUUUAAAUGGGCUUCUUUAUCCAUCCCUUCCUUAACAGGCUCGGCCCUUUGCCUCCAGUGUGGGAGAUGGAGACAGGACUGAGUCUUAGGAGAUAAAAGCCACGCAUCCUGAGCCGAAGGGAAAGAGCAGGGAACUCUGAGCCAUCAGCUCCCAGAGGCCCAGGAGGGCUGUAACGUGGAGGGAGGGAUGUUUUGGGCGACGAAGGCUGAAGGGUGGGUUGGGAUGAGAUGCUGUGCAGAGGGUUUGGACGUUUCGGUCGAUGGAGAGGUGAUGCUGGAGAGACUGGAGGAAGGGAUGACGGGAACGCACUCCUGGCGUGGAUGGUGAUGAUGACAGGAUAGGCUGCGGGAGGACCAUCUGGAACAGGGAACCCGUGGGCAGGUCAGCAAGCCCUAAGAGCCUACCUCCUCCGUGACACUAACUGUCCACGGGGGUACCAAGGCGUCUCAUCCUUUGUUCUCCAGCCGAGAGCCCCUGGGAGAGGGCUCGAUGGCACCGCCCACAAGUCCUGGGAUCAAAGGGAUGGCAGACAGGAGGUCGUGGACCUGCGGAUCUGACGUAGUUGUUGUGUCAGCGUGUUAGCAUUUUGUCACUGGAGACAACUUCCUUGCUGUUCAUUCAUUCCACUAGUAUUUAGUGCAGACCUACUAUGUGCCGGGCACAUGCCUUCCCCUGACCUCACUGCCAGGGUCAGCACAGCCACAGGCUCUGGCCCAGGGGGGCACCCUCACCAGCAUCUAGCUUCAGGCUGGCCCUGACCUCACAGGGAGCCCUCAUUCCCUUUGACUGUUCCGGGUGCCCUCCCAGCUGACGGGCACACGUGUCCCCAUCCCUCUAGAUCCCAAAGAGCUGGCGGGGCACCUCCCCCCCAUUCUUCCCAUGCUGACAUUUCACCAAAUGGGAGCUUUGCCUAGUAGCGUGGUGACCUGUCAUACAAGGAAAGGCCCUACACCCUAGAAAAGCCACCUGUGACUUUAGCCCCUUUUCCUGUCAGUCUCAGGGGUUGGGCUAGACCUGGGGUAGGGUUUUCUGGCUAUAGGGUCCCAGGAAGACCCUCAGAGCUGUUGUGCGUGGAGAGCUAUGGUUCCAAGGUGCAAAAGAAUGCACCUUGAAAAGAAUGUGCAGAUUUAUAAACACCCUUCCCCCUUUCAGCCAGUGCCCAUCCAUGGCCGCCAUGCAGGGUGAGCUCACCCCAGACCACAGAAGACCUGGGACCCACAUCGGACCCCACGUCGUCCCUCCCUCCUCUGAUGGGAGACCUCUGCGCUCCGUGCCUGGUGCAGUCACACCCCACUCCAGCUCAGCACAUGCUGUGACUGGCUCCCACUCAGGCCUCUAUGCUUUCCUCUGUUUCCCAUACCAGGCGUCUGAACAAAAAUGUGCCAGGACUAAAAGAAAAAUAGGUGAGCCCAUCACCAACAUUAUGAAGCUCUAUAGUGUCUCAGUACAUGCCCAGUGGGUAUUCUUUACCAAAUCAGAAGUGGAAAAUUGGAAUUGAUUGCUUGCAUGUGGGCUUAAUUAAAGACUAUUUUUUUCUCCCCAUGAUGCCCCGGGGGCUGGUCUCCUUGUGUUAGUCAAGCCUGGACGAACAGCCAUUCCUUUAUGCUGAUUGGGUGGGAUAGGGAUGACCAGUGAGUUGCUAGGUGCUCUCUUCCUCCCCAUUGGCUGAAAGCAGUCUUGUGAUUCCCAGAAGGGCUUGUUUUUCUCUGAGGCCAAUGGGCAUGACUGCAGCCAAAGGCAGAAAUUUUCCAGCUGAAGGUGAAGAGCAAAGGGCCCUUGACUUCAAGCCAUCUUCACUUCCCAGAGGCAACUUCAACACUCUAGUCAGAGUUGAGCCCAAGAAGUGACUUGAGGAUGGAUGAGUUAAUUCUUCAACACAAUGCAAGUGGGUCUUGACCCACUGGCUCUAUUUUCAUGGCUUUUAAGACGUAAGAAAUUGGUACCUGGAAGGCCCGUCAGAAAACAGACUAUGCAGGCAGCUUGUAUGAGAUGGCUAUGAACCUCUGGAGAUUAUGUGUGCCUCAAAAUGCACAGCUUUGAAAAAGGGUUCAAUUUUAUCAGCUCCUUAAAGGAAUCCAUAAGCCCCGCAAAAGGCAAAAGGAUAAGAAGUUAGGCAAAUCAACUGCAUUUUAUGAUGACAAGACCAAGGCUCAGAGAGGGAAAGCCACCUACCCAAGGCCACACAGCCAGUUCAUUUAGUGAGAUCUGAGCAUCCCGAUUCCCAGCAGAACACUCAUUCUAGUAUAUCAGCUCUUAGCUUCAUCUGAAACAGUGCCCCAGAUCUCAAAGAAAAUAUUCAAGAUGAGGUUGGAAAUCUUUGCAUGCUACCAUGAGCAGAGUAAGAAGGGCCGUCUUGGGGUGGGUAUCUGGGCACCAGCUCCUUCGCUGGUGGACAUGGAAUCUGACUUCACUGGGCCUUCCUUUUCUCAUUGAUCCCAUGAGAGGGUGGGUGAGGUAAAGUCCCUUCCAGCUUGGAUAGCUGAUGAUCCUGAGAAGUUCAUUGCAACGAUUUAUACCAUGGAGAGAAGUGGGCAGGUAAGAAACAGACAGGUGAGAAAGGAAAGCCGACCGCAGUCCCUGACUCUCCAUAGAAUUGCUCCCUUAGCAAAAAUCAGCAGGUGAUUCAAGUUUGAAUAGAAGUUCACGGAGAUCCCUGUUCAUCACCCACCGCCCGGGCUCCUCACCCCCGGUGCCUGGUUGCACUGCUCCACGUGGCCCCUGCCUGCCUCUCUCUAGUAGCAUUAAACUCCCCCCCCCUUUCUUCCUCUUGUCAAAAUGCUAAUAAUGGGCUUCAGUUAUUGAUUACUAGGCACCAGGCAAUUGAUUUCUUUUUGGACUAAACCCAGGCUAUAGCAGUGAAAGUGCCAAAUCCUAACCACUAGACCACCAGGGAACUCCCCAGGCAAUUGAUUUUUUUAACGUUUGAAUUUGGGAAACAUGUCACACUCGCAAAAAAGUUACAAAGAGUAGAAAUACUACAUAGGAGUUCCCAUUGUGGCUCAGUGGUAACAAACCCAAUUAGUAUACAUGAGGACACGUGUUCGAUCCCUGGCCUUGGUCAGUGGGUUAAGGAUCCUGUAUUGCCGUGAG
Messenger RNA from Sus scrofa (pig), 7018 nucleotides. RefSeq names its product potassium voltage-gated channel modifier subfamily G member 4 (gene KCNG4). Gene Ontology annotation, molecular function: delayed rectifier potassium channel activity. Gene Ontology annotation, cellular component: voltage-gated potassium channel complex; membrane. Gene Ontology annotation, biological process: action potential; potassium ion transmembrane transport; protein homooligomerization. The record is from RefSeq and is a predicted model, not a curated record. Lineage: Eukaryota; Metazoa; Chordata; Mammalia; Artiodactyla; Suidae.